Molecule: messenger RNA, 1931 nt
Organism: Vespa mandarinia (Asian giant hornet)
Lineage: Eukaryota; Metazoa; Arthropoda; Insecta; Hymenoptera; Vespidae
Biological process (GO): regulation of transcription by RNA polymerase II
Molecular function (GO): RNA polymerase II cis-regulatory region sequence-specific DNA binding; DNA-binding transcription factor activity, RNA polymerase II-specific
Source: RefSeq, a predicted model, not a curated record
UAUAAUAUUGUUAUAUACAAUUAUAAAUAAGUGAUAGUGACGUUUGAUAAACAAAAGAAAUUGAUAGAAAAUAAUGGUAAUGUAUGUUAAUAAUAUAAUAUAUAUUUGUUAAAUGAAGAUAAAGUCUUUGCGCUUUUGGAUAAAAUACAGAACCUUCAACGAAUGAUAAGCUACUAAAGGAGUUCCUAUUUUAAAAGCGAAAAACGCUGGUUUAUGCUUUCGACGUUGCUCAAAUCGAUCGGCAAUGAUAAUGCUAUAAUAUACAUAGAUAGCACGUGCCUGGCACAUUGCCGUUUGUAGGACGAUGAAGGAGCAUUUUAUAAAGAUCCCAAGGAGACUUCAAUAGCGUUAAUAUCCUUCGGUGGGUGACAAACGAGGGAACGGCACCGCGGGACGUCCGGCGUCCCGAUGCCACACGACGAAUUAUCUCACCUCCGGUUGAAUAUUUGUGAAAAAUCGCCGAUACCGUGACGACGCGUUACUCCGUUGAUCAACAAAAGACUUCGAUUUCGGAGAGUAAUUAAGGCUAUGAGUUCUUUUCUCGGUCCUUCGUAGUAUGAGUCAAUUCAUAUAUACUGGCAAUAAUAUAUUGACAAAUUUCUUAAUAAUUAACAAUCAAGAAUACAAAUCUAAGAUAAAAGUUUAAGAAAGAAUUUUUAUUUCAGUUUGAUUGUUUUUUUCACAGCUCUGACAUAACCAGUAAGUUCUACAAUUUAAAUCCAUAUCGAAUCUAGAGUACGAUAACCCGAAUGACUUUGGAUUUUUACGUGUAUAAUCUACAUAUAAAAUACGAUCGUACGGUACAUUAUCAAAAGGUAUAUCAAACUCCGCCCUCCGGAAGAACGCCGCCCCCGACAUGCGCCGAGGUAUCGUCGCCCCUAUCCUGUUUCUCACCUGUAAUCACGCGCGUAAUCUUCCUCGGGGUAGUAAGACUUGGUCUUCCUCGAGGCAUAUACAAACCUAUCGGUUACACACUGCAGUUUAACUCCUUUGAAAUAGUAUCAGAAAAUUUCUUAAGUCAAUAUUAAAAAUUGAUUUAAAAUAGAUCGUUCGAAAAUAAGUGAUUGUGAUGUCUGUUUGGGACGUUAUGCAAGACGUGCCAUUAGAUUUGAGUUUUCGCGGAACUGAGAAAAAAAUUAAUUUGACGGAUACUUCGAAAUUUCAGCGACGUUUGCCUUGUCAAACUUGCGGAAAAAAUUUUGAUAGACCGUCUCUCCUGAAGAGACACUUGCGAACGCAUACAGGUGAAAAACCACAUGGUUGCAAAGUAUGUGGCAAAAUGUUUAGCACCAGUAGUUCUUUGAACACACAUGCAAGAAUACACACUGGAGAACGACCUCACGAGUGUCCUAUUUGUGGAAAACGUUUCACAGCGUCUUCGAACUUAUAUUAUCAUCGUAUGACUCAUUAUAAGGAAAAGCCACAUAAGUGUAACGAAUGUGGCCGUUCAUUUCCAACUCCUGGAGAUCUCAGAGCGCAUGGAUAUUCCCAUACCGGAAACUGGCCCAUGAGAUGUCCUGUAUGCAAUCGAGGAUUUUGCAAACCAGGAGCAUUACAUCAUCAUAUGCAACUACACAACGGCGAUCGGCCCUAUCAGUGCACAGUGUGUGACAAGAAAUUUUCGAUUAUUGGAAAUUUGCGAACACACGAACGAACACAUCAUUCGCAAUUUUCUAUAGUUAAUUUAAGAGAUUCUCCAAACGUUGAAACUGCGAUUUCGAGAGUUGAUAAUGCAAGAUUUGAAUUUUUAAAUACGAACGCACUUCACUUACCUUCCACCUUUUUUCCGUGGACUUCAUGGCUACCCUUGCAAUACUAAUAUGUAGAUUGUAUUUUAUGAUUGGUACGAAAAUGUCUUGCAUAUAAAUUGUAAUUAUAAAGUAAACGUUUAUAUAUACAUCAUUUAUAGUAUAAUGAAUUGGGAAAAGAAU